This is a messenger RNA of Nannizzia gypsea CBS 118893, 3000 nucleotides long. Its product is annotated as DNA polymerase V. Gene Ontology annotation, cellular component: nucleolus. The transcript is spliced from 5 exons. Bases 1 to 3000 code for a protein of 999 amino acids. The record is from RefSeq and is a predicted model, not a curated record. Gene Ontology annotation, biological process: regulation of DNA-templated transcription. NCBI's taxonomy places the organism in Eukaryota, Fungi, Ascomycota, Eurotiomycetes, Onygenales, Arthrodermataceae. Gene Ontology annotation, molecular function: rDNA binding; transcription factor binding.
AUGUCGUCCUUCAAUCCCAAGAAACGCCGUCGCGAAAAAGUCAAUGUGGACAUCAAGCUUGUAGAAAUAUAUGAUGAUCUGGGCAAUGAGAACGAUGAAAUCAGACUCAAAGCUGCCAGUGAGCUGCUCUCGCGGUUUACGCCAGAGGCAAACCCAGCGCCGGAAGAUGUUGAGAAGGCUCUGUUGCGACUAUUCAGGGGACUCUGUAGUAGUCGCAAGGCCGCCAGGCUUGGGUUUUCAAUUGCUCUGACGGAGUUGCUCUGCAUGCUCUUUGGUCCGACUGGGGGUGAACGGAAGAAUGGACUUGCAGGGUGGGAUGUAUCCAAAGCAAUUGAUCUUCUGGAGUCGAAUACGAACACUACCAAUGCUGAGUCUGGACAGGAAGAAAGAGACCGCCAUUUUGGCAGGCUGUUCGGCGCAGAAGCUAUCUUGAAAAGCUAUAGUCUGUUCCAGCCCGGCGUCCCGUUUGAGCAUUGGACUAGACUGCUCUCUCUAGUGUUUGAAUUGGCCAACAAGAAGCCAUGGCUGAGGGAAGAGUGUGGAUAUAUCAUCUUCAUCGCCAUUCGUGAUAUUGGUGCACGAAACAGAGAUACCAAAUAUAUUGACUCUGCUCUUGCUGCCUUAUGCGAGAAUAAUCUGGCCAAAACUCCUGAAGGCAUUGCCAUCUGGCUGGCUGCCAUGGAUCUAUCUUGCUCUCCGGCAGUUGCCUUUCCUUCUGGCGUUUGGAGCCACGAUCACCCUUUGAACUCGCGCGAGAAGGCAUCUUUGGCUAAGAUUAUGAAAGAGUCUUCCGGUCAAGAUGCUUCCAAUGGCGAAGAGGCAAAAGUUAAGAGCUCCGGAGUUUGGAAUCCAAAACUCCCUUUUGCAUGGGACCCAAUUCUCACCAAGCUAUAUUCUACGCCUGUCGAAAAGGCCCAGAACGAGAGUAAGGGGAAGAAAGAAAAGUCAGCACAGUUGUCAUUUAUCGAUUUCUGGACCGAAGUCGUUGACUGUGGAUUAUUUGCCGCCGCUUCGUCGGAAGAACGCAAGUACUGGGGUUUCCUCGUAUUUAUGAAAGUCCUCAAAGAAGGCUCAGUCGAGGUAGCUAGUCAGAUCUUCACGCAGAACUUCAUGCGCUGUAUGAUGAAUCAACUUGCCGUCGAAGACAGGUACUUGCAUAAAAUCGCCGUCAAGGCCGCCAAGUCGAUACAGACUCGUGCUUCAAAGGAGCCAGACUUUGCUUAUCCUGCCUUAUGCGGCCUUAUGGGACCGCGGGGCGCGGUCAACUUUGACCAAAUUGCCAAAGUCAAGGUUGUCGAGAAGAUCGUUACUGAUGUAUCUCACACUGCAAUUAAGAAGCUUGUGCCAUUCUUUGAAGGGCUGAUUGUCAAUCCGGAAGCUGAUGAUAAGGCGGCUGCAUCAAGGCGCCAACUUAUUGCCAACUUCCUGCAAACCAUUGUCAAAUCUGUCAUGACUUCGGCUAAGGAGAAUGAUUCCGACGAACUAGAUGCAGCCGUUGAGGUGAUCAUCCUGACGCUUGCUAAGUACACUUACUUUUCGGGCGAAGCUGCUAAGCCUACUAUCAGUGGUACUACUAGGGAACUGUUCAGAAACAAAAUCAUGGCUUCUCUAAAUAUUGUCAUCAGCAGCCAGAAACGAUCAGCUGAUAUUGUAUACAAGAUUGUUCAGAAGAUCCGGGACAUGGAGGAGAACGGGGAGUCAGGGAAGUCCAUAAUUGAUAUGAGUGAAAGUAUCACGGAGUCUGUCCAUUCUGCCUUCAAGACGCUCAAGAAGAUUAACAAGAAGAGUAAGCAAGAUGAUGGGGAGCAGGACCAAACUGCUCAGGGGCUUAAACUGCUUUACUCCUUGACAAUUCUUCAAGUAUACAAUGGAGAUGCGGACGCAGUAUCCAUGCUGGAUGAGCUCAAGAUGUGUUAUGACAAGUUCCUGAGCUACAAGAAGGCGAACGAUGAAGAAAGUGCCCAAGCUUCUGAUGCACUUGUCGAAAUACUGCUCAGCUUCGCCUCAAAGCCUUCUCACUUAUUCCGAAAGAUGAGUGAGCAGGUAUUUGGAGCCUUUGCAGAUAAAUUAACCCAUGCAGGGCUCGAGUCUCUACUUGCCGUCAUCGAUGCAAAGGAAAGUCUAGCAGGCCAACAGGAGUUAUUUGAUAAGGAUGAUGAUGAGGAUGAAGGUGAAGACGACGAUGACGAAGAAAUUGAUAGUGAUGUUGAGAUGAUUGACGGCUCUGAUGUUGAGGUCGUCGACGCUGCAUCGGAAUCCGAAUCCGACGAUGAAGACGAGGAGGAAGAGGAAGAGGAAGAUGGCGAAAACGAGAAAAACCUAGCUGAAUUUGAUGCCAAACUCGCAGCUGCACUAGGCACCCAUCGUGCAGACAAAGACCUCGAAGCAUCUGAUGGAUCUGACGACGGUUCCGACAUGGGAGACGACGAUAUGGAGGCCCUAGACGCACAACUGGUCAAGGUCUUCCAGGCCCGCGAACAGGCAUCAAACAAGAAAAAAGAUAAAAAGGACGCCAAAGAGACGAUGAUCAAUUUCAAGAACAGAGUGCUCGAUCUACUCGACAUAUACGUCAAGAAAUGCCACUCUAACCCGCUCGCACUCGAAAUUAUCAUUCCACUCCUACGGCUAUUACGGAAAUCAAGCGUGCAGCAGCUUGUGCAGAAAGCAGCGAAUGUUCUGCGAGAGUACACUCGGCUCUGCAAGGGUUCCGCCGUUCCUGAAGUUGAAUCCGCCGAGCCCAUCUGGAAGAUGCUUGGACAGGUUCAUUAUGAAGCUAUGCGCAGUGCGUCUGGACCGCAUGGUGCGUCGUGCAGCCAGGCAAGCCUGCUUCUUGUCAAGGUGCUUGUGGCUCAUGAUAAGGAGUCCAUCUCGGGAAUUGUUGAUGUCUAUGCUGAUACGAGAAAGCAGCAGCUGUUGAGCAACAAGUGUCAUGUUCAGCCGUCUUUCUUCUCGGACUGGAAUAGUUGGUGUGUGUCUGCUAGCAAGCAGCUGAAGAACUGA